AUGGAGGAUAAAUACUUUAUAUGGGAUGAAAUAAAUGAAGGGAUCGUAUUGUCACGAGAUACAAAAAUUGAAGAUGAAAAAAAGAAAAAUAAAAAAGAAAUGAAAAUCCCUGAAUCUAAAAUCUACUGUCCACACAAGCAUUUGAAUUUCAAUUUUAAAGAAACAUUAAAUUUUUGUGAACAGAUCAAGUUUCGCAAGUGCUACCAGCGCAGGACACCUCAGCGGCAAAUGUUGAAAGACGUCGUUAUUCUUCAAGACAUUAAAGAUCUUGUUAUUUAUAUGAUCAGCACCACAAUAAGUACUGAAUUCCUGGAAUUCAUUCAUCUGAUAAUCGUCGACCGCUUCUUGCGGGCCCUUAUUCUCUACAUGCAGCAUUACCUUACGACCUGGAACGAGUUGGAGUUAAAGCGUGAGGCAGCGAGAAAGCGCUUGACUAAUCCACUUGCAGGCGGAAUUCGGGUCGUUCGAUCUCAGGAAAUGAGAAUCCUCAGGUGUUUAAUCGCAAGAGAAUACGCAGAUUUGCUUGUCGCUUGCCAAAAGGAAGCGAAGAAGUACCAUCAUGUAGGAUCAGGCAAAAUCUCGUACACCAAAUCAAAGGGCGAGAAAGAUUUAAGGAUAUUUGAGGAUUUAAUUCAGUUUGCUCAUAGAGUUGUCUGGAUUGCCUUAGAACGUAAACAGAAAGACCUGAUCGAAUUGGAAAUACAUCGGCUAUUUAGAACUGAGUCAUUUAACAUAGCAGCAAGGAAAUGUAUAGUAAAUGGUAUCGAUUGGCAAGUACCCGAGGAUGAAUAUUGGAUACUGUAUGGAGGAAAAAUGUUUAGUAAAAGAAAAAUAUUAAGAAAUUCAUCACUACCUUAUGAACUUCUUAAUAUUGACUGUGAUUAUCGUAUUUUACGUAUUGGAUUAACAAAUGUAAAGUCUCCAGAUCCUCGAAUUAUAUACUUUGAAAAUGCUCUUCUUGCAAAUGAAGAAAAUUUAUCUCGAUUAGGAGUUAAAAUAGGAAUUUUGGGUUUACCUCGAAUGGACUUUGAUUUAAUGUUAAUUCCUUUGAUAAAUGAAGAUAAGCAAGUAGCAAUUGAAGAAACUCCUAUUGAAGAAGAUGAGGAAGUUGACGAAUAUGUAAGUUUAAUACCUGUCUAUGGCUCAGAUUUGGAGUUAACCAUAUCAUUUCCCAUGGACAAAAUUAUUCCGCGAUAUGUGGGAAAUGAAAAAAUUCGUAAAGAUAGCAAAAAGAAAUGGAUAUUACGGGAAAUGAAACGCGUUUCUUCGGAUUAUACAGUAAUAAAAUCAACAUCCGCAAUAUGAAAGAGUAAUGUAAAUCCGUAAAUUAAUAUAAAAAUUGUGAUAUACAAUAGCGUUGAGCAAAUCAAAUUACAUAUUUAUCCCAGAAACUAUUACAAUUUAUUAGCAUCGCGAAUAUAUUUCGUGCAUUCACUCUGUCAUAAAUAUUUGUAUAUGUAUUUAUUCCUCUUUUUGAGUAAGUAACAACG
This is a messenger RNA of Ceratosolen solmsi marchali, 1490 nucleotides long. RefSeq lists its product as uncharacterized. Lineage: Eukaryota; Metazoa; Arthropoda; Insecta; Hymenoptera; Agaonidae. Bases 1 to 1305 code for a protein of 434 amino acids. The record is from RefSeq and is a predicted model, not a curated record. The transcript is spliced from 6 exons. Gene Ontology annotation, biological process: negative regulation of phosphatase activity. Gene Ontology annotation, molecular function: phosphatase binding.